Messenger RNA from Bactrocera oleae (olive fruit fly), 936 nucleotides. Its product is annotated as seminal metalloprotease 1. Gene Ontology annotation, biological process: proteolysis. Gene Ontology annotation, molecular function: metalloendopeptidase activity; zinc ion binding. The record is from RefSeq and is a predicted model, not a curated record. NCBI's taxonomy places the organism in Eukaryota, Metazoa, Arthropoda, Insecta, Diptera, Tephritidae.
AAAACACGUUUAUGAUGCCAUAAAGCAGUUUUGACCAGAGGAAACUACCAAAUGAUCAUUUAGUUGUAGUCUGGACUGCUUACGAGGCGUGUGUGCAGAUUGCAGUUUUUUCUUUUGAAUAAAUAAAGUCUUUUGAAGAACAAUGAAGUUAUUUAUGGGCUUUGUGUUGUUGUCGGCCCUCGGCGCUUCCUUGGCUGUGCCAUUAAGGCCAUCAGUUGACGAAGAUCCUGAGUUGACCGCUGGCUACUUUGAAGGUGACAUUGUUUUGGAACCAAACGAACGCAAUGGCUUACGCAGUGAAACUAGGCGUUGGCCAAAUAAUCUUGUCUACUACAAAUUCAGUGAGGGAUACUUCGAUAACGCUCAUAAGAAUCAUGUACUGCGCGGCAUGAAGAUCUUGGAGGAGGUAUCGUGCAUCCGUUUCAAGGAGGCCACCGAGGACCAGUCUAAUUAUGUCCGCAUUACCGGUGAAAGUGGUGGCUGCUACUCAAGCGUCGGUUGGCAGAACGGCGUUCGUUCAUAUAAUCUGCAGAUGAACGCCUUGGAUGCAGGUUGCUUCCGCCUCGGCACCAUUGUGCACGAGUUCUUGCACACACUCGGUUUCUAUCACAUGCAGAGUGCCGCGAAUCGCGAUGACUACGUUCGCAUAGCCACGGAGAACAUUCGGGCCGGCACCGAGCAGAACUUUAAUAAAUACAACGAAGAUUUUGUAGAUGAUUUUGAUGAGGAAUACGAUUACGGCAGCGUGUUGCAUUAUUCGGCGUAUGCGUUCUCUGCCAAUGGUGAAAUGACGAUAGUGCCUUUGAGAGAGGAGGAAGCCGGUGUCAUGGGUCAGCGUCGUGGCUUAAGUCAAAGUGAUAUAAAUAAAUUGAAUACUAUGUAUCGUUGUCCUAUGCAUAUAUUAAAGAAGAAGUAAAAUCAAAAGUAGCAACUACA